Ictalurus furcatus (blue catfish) is the source of this 6556-nucleotide messenger RNA. RefSeq names its product WD repeat domain 19 (gene wdr19). Gene Ontology annotation, biological process: intraciliary retrograde transport; cilium assembly. Gene Ontology annotation, molecular function: protein binding. The transcript is spliced from 36 exons. Gene Ontology annotation, cellular component: cilium; intraciliary transport particle A. Lineage: Eukaryota; Metazoa; Chordata; Actinopteri; Siluriformes; Ictaluridae. Bases 229 to 4272 code for a protein of 1347 amino acids. The record is from RefSeq and is a predicted model, not a curated record.
GCUGUGAUUGGCUAGCACGAACAGCCGUUUCCCCCGAUUGGAUGAUCACAACGUCGUUCAACCGCCUCACUCGCCACCCUGACGCGGGGUCGCGCGCUCCCGACUAGCCAGGUUUUGCGAGUUUUGAUUGGCUGUUUUCCAGGCGGUCGCUAAGGGAGACGUAAACGCGUUGCAGCGAGGCAUUCUGGGAAGGAGGAACUGCUCUGUUAUGCUGGUUGCUCGUAGAAAAUGAAGCGUGUCUUCACUCUUUCUGAAAAAGCCUGGAGUGGAUCAUGUUUGCAGUACAAAUGGCAGAAAUCUUUAGGGAAUUAUCUGGCUGUUGCUGGACCCGACAACUCGGUGAAGAUCUUCGACCGUCAUGGACAGAAGAUGAACGAGAUCAAUCUCCCUGGGAGGUGCGUCUCUUUGGACUGGGAUAAAGACGGAGACACUUUGGCCGUCAUUGCGGAAAAAUCCUCUUCCGUUCAUCUGUGGGACGCCAACGUGAACAAGACGUCACAGCUGGACAGCGGCAUGAGAUCUGUAGAUCAGCUGUCUUUUCUGCUGUGGUCCAAAACGGGGCCGCUGUUGGCCGUCGGGACGUCGAAAGGAAAUCUGCUCAUUUACAACCAGCAAACCUCACGCAAGAUUCCAGUGCUGGGUAAACACACUAAAAGGAUCACAUGUGGCUGCUGGAGUUCUCAGAACCUGUUAGCUCUGGGCAGCGAGGAUCACAACAUCACAGUCAGCAAUCAUGAAGGAGACACCAUCCGACAGACCUCCGUUCGAGCGGAUCCAGCUGACAUUCAAUUCUCUGUGAUGAAGACGGAUGAGAGAUCGUCACCAGGAGAGAGCACGGUGAGUGUGGCGGUGGGGAAGGCGACUCUAUUCCUGUUUAACCUGAACGACCCGGAUAACCCCAUCGAGCUGGCUUUCCAGGAGCGCUACGGCAACAUCGUCUCCUACCGCUGGUAUGGUGAUGGUUAUAUAAUGAUCGGAUUCUCGCACGGUUAUUUCGUGGUGAUCUCCACACACAUCCGCGAGAUUGGACAAGAACUUUUCCAGGCUCAUAAUCACAAAGACAGUUUGAGCAGCAUCGCCAUCACUCAGGCUCUCAACAAAGCUGCAUCAUGUGGAGAUAACUGUGUAAAGAUCCAUGACCUGACUGAUCUGAAGGAGAUGGAUGCCAUCGUCACGCUGGACGAGGAGACUAAAGGCUUAGAUCAGAUCUGUUGGACGGACGAUGGUCAGCUGUUGGCUGUGUCCUCUCAGCAGGGCAGACUGCACGUGUAUCUGACCAAGCUGCCCAUCCUCGGACACAGCUGCGGCACACGCAUCGCUUACCUCACGUCCCUGCUGGAGGUCACCGUCGCCAAUCAGGUGGAGGGGGAAGCUGCGGUUACCGUUGCGGUGGAGGUGGAGCCUAACUUUAUUGCUGUGGGACCGUACCACCUGGCUGUAGGGAUGAACAACCGGGCGUGGUUUUAUUCGAUGGGAGACAGAGGUGUGGAACGUCUCAAGGACACUGAAUAUCUGGGCACCGUAGCUAGUUUGUGUCUGAACUGUGACUACGCAGCGGCUCUGUUCGAGGGAAAGGUCCAGCUACAUAUGAUUGAAGGUGAAGACCAGGACGUUCAGGAGGACAGACAGACGAAGCUCUUCCCAGAUCCUGACCAGAAAUAUCGCAUCCUCAGCCACGCACUAUCCACGGAGUUUCUGUUCUACGGAACGGAUACUGGUCUGAUUCAGUGUUUCUACAUCGAGGACUGGCAGAGCGUGAACGAGUACCGCCACCAAGUGGCCGUGCGCAAGGUUUUCCCCGACCCCAACGGAACCAGGCUCGUCUUCAUCGAUGACGAGAGCGACGGAUUCCUUUACUCUCCGGUGGACGGCUCGCUGUUCGAGAUCCCCGACUUCUCCUCCACCAUAACGGGUGUACUGUGGGAAAACUCGGUCAGCGAUAAGGCCGUUUUUGUGGCGUUCGACGAGGACAAAGUGUACACUUACGCCUUCCACAAGGACACCAUACAGGGUUCGAAGGUGAUUCUGGCGGGUGCCACCAAACUGCCGUUUUCCCACAAGCCCUUGCUGUUGUAUAACGGCGAACUGACGUGCCAGACGCAGAGCGGCAAGACGAGCAGCGUACUUCUGAGCACACACUCUUUCCUUAACAGCACACAGACGAGCAGCAGCAAAGAGCAGCUCCAGUCCCUGCUGCAGCAAGCCAUCAAGAUCAAGAAGUUCUCAGCGGCGUGGUCUUUGUGUUCAGCUCUGGGCAGGACCGAGGCCUGGGCGGAGCUGGGCAGGGCGUGUCUCCAUCACAUGGAGGUGGAGUUGGCCAUCAGAGUGUAUCGAAGCAUGGGCGAUGUGGGCAUGGUGAUGUCACUGGAGGACAUCAAGGGAAUAGAGGAUCAGAAUCUGCUGGCUGGACACCUGGCAAUGUUCUGCAACGACUACAACCAAGCUCAAGACCUUUACCUGGCUUCCUCGUAUCCGAUGGCAGCACUGGAGAUGAGGAGGGACCUGCAACAUUGGGACAGUGCUUUGCAGCUAGCUAAGAGGCUAGAUCCCGAUGAAAUCCCUUUUAUAUCUAAGGAAUACGCCAUCCAGCUGGAGUUCGUUGGAGAUUACACAAACGCCCUGGCUCACUAUGAGAAAGGCAUCACUGGGGACAACAAGUUCCAGGAGCAUGACGAGAGUUGUUUGGCUGGAGUGGCCCGCAUGUCCAUCAGGAUGGGAGACAUCCGCAGAGGAGCCAACCAAGCCAUCAAACACCCGAGCAAAACGCUGAAGAAAGAGUGCGGCGCCAUCUUGGAGAGCAUGAAGCAAUAUUCUGAGGCGGCACAGCUGUACGAGAAAGGCCAGUACUAUGACAAGGCAGCUUCUGUCUACAUUCGCUGCAAGAACUGGGCAAAGGUUGGAGAGCUGCUGCCCCAUGUGAGCUCUCCCAAAAUCCACCUGCAGUACGCUAAGGCCAAGGAGGCCGACGGAAAAUACAAAGAGGCCACGAUGGCCUACGAGAGCGCCCGGGAUUGGGACAGCGUGAUCCGGAUCCUCUUGGAGCAUCUUAACAAUCCAGAGGAAGCGGUCCGGAUCGUGCGGGAAACCCAGUCCGUCGACGGCGCCAAGAUGGUAGCCAGGUUUUUCCUGCGUCUGAGCGAUUACGGCUCAGCCAUCCAGUUCCUGGUGAUGUCGCACUGCAGCGACGAGGCCUUCCAGCUCGCCCAGCAGCACAGCCAGAUGGAGGUGUAUGCUGACAUCAUCGGCUCCGAGGCCAGUAUGGAGGACUACCAGAGCAUAGCGCUUUAUUUCGAGGGAGAAAAGAAGCACCUGCUGGCUGGGAAGUUUUUCCGGAAGUGUGGCCAGUACAGCAGGGCGCUGAAACACUUUCUGAAGUGUCCCAACACUGAUGAUAACGUGGCUAUAGAAAUGGCGAUUGAGACGAUUGGAGAAGCUAAAGACCAGGCUCUGAGCAAUCAGCUGAUCGAUUACCUCAUGGGAGAGAGUGACGGUAUACCGAAGGACGCUAAGUAUCUAUUCCGGCUGUACAUGGCGCUCAAACUCUACAGGGAGAGCGUAAGGACGGCCAUCAUCAUCGCCAGAGAGGAGCAGACGGCAGGUAACUACAGGAACGCCCAUGACGUCCUGUUCAGUAUGUACAUUGAACUUCAGAAUAAUAAUAUUAAGAUCCCAGCUGAGAUGGUCACCAACCUGAUGAUACUACACAGCUACAUACUGGUGAAGAUACACGUGAAGAGAGGAGACCAUCUGAAGGGAGCACGCAUGCUGAUCCGAGUGUCCAACAACAUCAGCAAAUUCUGUACACACGUGGUUCCCAUCCUGACGUCAGCGGUCAUUGAGUGCCAUCGUGCCGGAUUAAAAAAUUCCGCUUUCAGCUUUGCAGCGAUGCUGAUGAGACCCGAGUACCGCAGCCAGGUCGACCCCAAAUACAAGAAGAAGAUUGAGGCCAUGGUCCGUCGUCCGGACACGUCUGAGGUGGAGGAGGAGAGCUCUCCAUGUCCGUACUGUGGCUUCAGCCUGCCUGAGUGUGAGCUGCUGUGCCCUGGCUGCAAGAACAACCUGCCCUACUGCAUCGCUACGGGUCGCCACAUGGUGAAGGACGACUGGUGCGUGUGUCCACACUGCAACUUUCCUGCUCUGUACUCUCAGUUCACACAGCUGUUAGAGACCGAAUCGAUGUGUCCUAUGUGCUGUGAGAGCGUGAGCACGAGUCAGCUGGAGAAGAUUUCCGACUGCUCCAAAUAUCUGCAGCAGGACCAGCAUGAGCCCUAACACACACACACACACACACACACACACACACACACACACACUCACACACACACGCACGCACACACGUACACACGUCUUACUAAUCCAUUUUUAUCCUUACUAGCGUUUAUUUAUAUAUAUAUAUAUAUUUUUAAGCGAAAAGCGCACACACACACACACACACACACACACUCUUGCAUAUCUACAGUCACAGUGCAUCCGGAAAGUAUUCACAACGCUUCACUGUUUCCACAUUUUGUUAUGUCGCAGCUUUAUUCCAGAAUGGAUUCAAUUCAUUAUUUUCCUCAAAAUUCUACAAACAUUACCGCAUAAUGACGACGGGAAAGAAAGUUUGUUUGAAAUCUUUGCAAAUUUAUUAAAAGAGCACAUGUGCAAAAGUAUUCACAGCCGUUGCUCAGUACUUUGUUGAAGCAGCUUUGGCACCGAUUACAGCCUCAAGUCUUUUUGAGAAUGAUGCUACAAGCUUGGCACACCUAUUUUUGGGCAGUUUGUCCCAUUCUUCUUUGCAGGACCUCUCGAGCUCCAUCAGGUUGGAUGGGGAGCGUCGGUGCACAGCCAUUUUCAGAUCUCUCCAGAGAUGUUCAAGUCUGGGCUCUGGCUGGGACACUCAAGGACACUCACAGAGUUGUCCUGUAGCCAGUCCUUUGUUAUCUCGGCUGUGUGCUUAGGGUCGUUGUCCCGUUUGAAGAUGAACCUUCGCCCCAGUCUGAGGUCCAGAGCGCUCUGGAGCAGGUUUUCAUCAAGGAUGUCUCUGUACAUUGCUGCAUUCAUCUUUCCCUCGAUCCUGACUAGUCUCCCAGUUCCUGCCGCUGAAAAACAUCCCCACAGCAUGAUGCUGCCUCCACCAUGCUUCACUGCAGGGAUGGUAUUGGCCAGGUGAUGAGUGGUGCUUGGUUUCCUCCAGACAUGACGCUUUCCAUUCAGGCCAAAGAGUUCAAUCUUUGUUCAAUCUUUGGUCUGAGAGUCCUUCAGGUGUCUUUUGGCAAACUCCAGGCGGGCUGUCAUGUGCCUUACUGAGGAGUGGCUUCCGUCUGGCCACUCUACCAUACAGGCCUGAUUGGUGGAGUGCUGCAGAGACGGUUGUUCUUCUGGAAGGUUCUCCUCUCUCCACAGAGACACGCUGGAGCUCUGUCAGAGUGACCAUCGGGUUUUUGGGUACCUCUCCGUCUAAGGCCCUUCUCCCCCGAUCGCUCAGUUAGGCGUCCAGCUCUACGAAGAGUCCUGCUGGUUCCAAACUUCUUCCAUUUACGGAUGACGGAGGCCACUGUGCUCAUUGGGACCUUCAAUGCUGCAGAAAUGUUUCUGUACCCUUCCCCAGAUCUGUGCCUCGAUACAAUCCUGUCUCGGAGGUCUACAGACAGUUCCUUGGACUUCAUGACUUGGUUUGUGCUCUGACAUGCAUUGUUAACUGUGGGACCUUAUAUAGACAGGUGUGUGCCUUUCCAAAUCAUGUCCAAUCAACUGGUUUUACCACAGGUGCACUCCAGUCGAGUUGUAGAAACAUCUCAAGGAUGAUCAGUGGAAACAGGACGCACCCGAGCUCGAUUUUGAGUGUCAUGGCAAAGGCUGUGAAUACAGUGUGAAUGUGCUUUUUUUUUGUUGUUUUUUAUUUUUAAUAAAUUUGCAAAGAUUUCAAACAAACUUCUUUCCCGUUGUCAUUAUGCGGUAUUGUUUGUAGAAUUUUGAGGAAAUUAAUGAAUUGAAUCCUUUUUGGAAUAAAGCUGUAACAUAACAAAAUGUGGGAAAAGUGAAGCGCGGUGAAUACUUUCCGGAUGCACUGUAUGUAUUUUUUAAUUUUUUUUAAAAAUGAGAACAGUUUUGUACAGUUGAUUUGUUAUAGAUUUUUUGCUCAUAUUUCUCUCAUUAUAAAUAAAAGCGUGAUUUUUUUUUCCCAGAACGUACUGACGGAGGCUCGUUUAUUUCACUGCUCACUUUACAAAUGUAGUCGAUCAGUCAAGAUGUGAUGCUUCUGCUGUACGAUUCGAUUCUACGUACAUACUCUAGGCCACGCCUCCUAGCUGAACCUGACUCCGAACCGUGCUCAGGAAGAAAGUGAUUCAGCUUCGGAAUGAAGGAUGUUUUUUUUUUUUUUUAGUUCUCGAAUGUCCUUGUUUUAGCAGGCAGAUUGCACAAGGCUAAACCGGAAGCUAUACGAUUCGAGUCUGGUCUCGAGACGUUUCCUGUAUUGACGAUCUUGUCUUGAGCGUUGGUCUCAAUAGUAAAUAUGGUGAAAGUUUUACAAGAAGUCAUUUCUUCUAAAACACAGCCUAAUCAUUUCCUUGAA